Messenger RNA from Drosophila melanogaster (fruit fly), 3743 nucleotides. It is a transcript of the gene spas, whose product is annotated as spastin. Gene Ontology annotation, biological process: mitotic chromosome movement towards spindle pole; animal organ development; locomotory behavior. The coding region runs from base 295 to 2385 and encodes 696 amino acids. NCBI's taxonomy places the organism in Eukaryota, Metazoa, Arthropoda, Insecta, Diptera, Drosophilidae. The transcript is spliced from 5 exons. Gene Ontology annotation, molecular function: ATP hydrolysis activity; microtubule severing ATPase activity; microtubule binding. Gene Ontology annotation, cellular component: cytoskeleton; centrosome; spindle. The record is from RefSeq and is marked reviewed.
CAGCACUGGCUGGGACUCCAGAGCUUAGCUUCAAUUUUCAACGUAGUGAGAGUUGUAAGUGCGGAAGAAAAUCAGUACUCUCGGAUAUCAGCAAAAUGAGCACUAGCUCAAACGACGUACAACAAUAAUAUUCGAGAUUUGUUUGUUUUUUUGUGCGGCAUCGAUACAAACGCGUGCCACGGCCAACCGAUUUGGCUUACAAGGAUAAUUUCCCCGUGCAACUUUCACGGGGUUAGGGCAAGGAGAGCAGGGGGCCGGAGUGCUGGACGCGCAGACAGCGCGGAAUCGAUAUCGAUGGUACGCACUAAAAACCAGUCGUCCUCCUCCAGCGCCAGCAGCAGCAGCACCAAGUCACCAAUAAAGUCCAGCAGCGGGGCAGGAUCAUCCGGCGGAGGACUCGGUGGUCGCCAGUCCACUCACCGCUCGUCGAGCGCCUCAAACGUUGCUGCCGUUGUUGCCGGCGGUUCAUCUGCCGCCGGUGGAGGCUCCUCAUCGAAUCGCCGUAGUCCGGGCAGCUCACCCGACGGCGACGACGACACCACCACCACAGAUGACCUGACCCCCACAACGUGCUCCCCACGCAGCGGCCACCACCAUUCGUACGGCGGCUACUCGUCCUCUGUGCACAAACAGAACCUCUACGUCGUCUCGUUCCCCAUAAUCUUUCUUUUCAACGUUCUGCGCUCGCUGAUUUAUCAGCUGUUUUGUAUUUUUCGCUACCUAUACGGUGCGAGCACAAAGGUGAUAUACCGCCCGCACCGACGCGACUGUAAUAUUGAAAUCGUGGUGCAGAAUUCCUCCAAGGAGCAACAGCAGUCGUUGAACCAUCCUUCGGAGCUGAACCGUGAAGGUGACGGACAGGAACAGCAGUUAUCCAAUCAGCCACAGCGUUUCAGGCCCAUUCAACCGUUGGAGAUGGCCGCCAAUCGUCCGGGAGGAGGGUAUUCACCUGGUCCCGGCGAUCCAUUGCUGGCCAAGCAGAAGCAUCACCAUCGACGCGCCUUCGAGUACAUCUCCAAGGCGCUCAAAAUUGAUGAGGAGAACGAAGGUCACAAAGAGCUGGCAAUUGAGCUCUACCGAAAAGGUAUCAAGGAGCUAGAGGAUGGCAUAGCUGUCGAUUGCUGGAGUGGACGUGGUGAUGUGUGGGAUCGGGCUCAGCGCCUGCACGACAAGAUGCAGACAAACCUUUCGAUGGCGCGGGAUCGUCUCCAUUUUCUAGCAUCUGGCCGCAAACUGACAAUUGGAUCCAAACGACCCGUCAACUUGGCCGUGGCCAACAAAUCACAAACGCUGCCCCGCAACCUUGGCUCCAAAACAUCUGUAGGCGCAGUCCAAAGGCAACCAGCCAAGACAGCUGCAACGCCUCCCGCCGUUCGGCGACAAUUUUCUUCGGGGCGUAAUACGCCGCCCCAGCGUUCGCGGACUCCCAUAAACAACAACGGACCCAGUGGCAGUGGCGCCAGCACUCCGGUGGUUAGUGUGAAGGGAGUGGAACAGAAGCUGGUGCAACUUAUACUCGACGAGAUCGUCGAGGGUGGGGCCAAAGUGGAGUGGACUGACAUUGCCGGUCAGGAUGUGGCCAAGCAGGCUCUACAGGAAAUGGUCAUUCUACCCUCCGUCCGACCGGAACUCUUUACGGGGCUUCGUGCACCGGCUAAGGGUUUAUUGCUGUUUGGUCCUCCCGGAAAUGGCAAGACACUGCUGGCCCGCGCCGUGGCUACUGAGUGUAGUGCCACCUUCCUGAACAUUUCGGCUGCCUCGCUGACCAGCAAGUACGUGGGGGAUGGCGAGAAACUGGUGAGGGCUCUCUUCGCCGUGGCCCGUCACAUGCAGCCCUCCAUUAUUUUCAUCGACGAGGUGGACUCGUUGCUUUCAGAGCGAAGCAGCAGCGAGCAUGAAGCAUCGCGUCGCCUAAAGACCGAGUUUCUAGUGGAGUUCGAUGGGCUGCCUGGAAAUCCAGACGGAGACAGGAUCGUGGUGCUGGCCGCCACCAAUCGACCGCAGGAAUUGGACGAGGCAGCCCUGCGUCGGUUCACAAAGCGCGUUUACGUCUCACUGCCCGACGAGCAAACCCGCGAGCUGCUCCUCAAUCGACUGCUCCAGAAGCAAGGCAGUCCGUUGGAUACCGAGGCGUUGCGUCGCCUUGCAAAGAUAACAGACGGAUACUCGGGCUCCGACUUAACGGCACUGGCCAAGGACGCCGCAUUGGAGCCCAUUCGAGAGUUGAAUGUGGAGCAAGUGAAGUGUCUGGACAUCAGUGCAAUGCGUGCAAUCACAGAGCAGGACUUUCACAGUUCGCUCAAGCGCAUCAGGCGCUCGGUGGCGCCGCAAAGCCUCAACUCAUAUGAGAAGUGGUCGCAAGAUUAUGGCGACAUCACCAUCUAGUCUGUUCUAGCCAAUGAUCCUGCCCUCCUUCAUCAAUCCAAUUUGGAGAAGCUGUGAUGUGAGUCUCAGAGCGCAACCCAUUGUCGUUACACUAGUUUUGAUUAUGUGACCCAUGUUUUUCGCCCUUAAGGUUCUAUUCAAUCCGUAGACUUUUCGUUUCACAAACAUUGUUACAUUUGUAUUUACCUGUGAGUUAUUUAAUAUGAUUUGUUUCCCAGCUAUUUCUGGUGUUUUAGCCUAAGAACAUUGUAUUGUAUUUUUUCGUUGUUUAACCACCAUGUCCAUGUGGUGCAACAUUUGCCAUGCAGCUCCAUUAUCGUUAUACUCAUACUCAUGGUAUAUAUUUCUAAGAUCUGUACUUUUCAUUGGAGUUCUUAGAAUAGUAGGUUUGCCCUAUCUUCGUUUAUGAUAGUAAUUCAAGGCCACAUUGCUUUAUAAAUUAGUUUUUUGAAACAUUCCGUAGUGAUUUUUUGUAAGACAGGCGGCCCAAGGAGUUCACAACUACUUCCAUUGUAUCCUUGAACUAUAAAGCAUAUUUUUGUUGUACAUUGAGUGCCCAUCCACAAGCUACAUGUAAUCUAGAAGUAAGCGUAGACCUAAGACCGAUGAUAUACUUAUACACACCCACAAAGAUACAUUUACCAGCGCAGAAUCGUAUUUAAGUUUUAAUAGUUAUCACUGUCCGUAUGGUUAGUCUAGUUUAGUUCCUUUGUUUCAAUCUAUGUACCUACAGCCAUAAAUACAAUCGUCUCCGAUUCACCUAUAUUAUUAGUAACACACCCAAAAAUGUUGUACCUAGCAGGUGCGUAUGGAUCUGGUGUUAUCAGAUCGAUCAGAUACAUCUUCACCCGCGCACAUGCCCGUCGCUUAUCGCGACACAUUGAACCAGCUUCAACGCAGCUCGCCCACCCGGAAUUUGAGUUCUUUGACUAGUUACUAAACACAGAUACAAAAAAAAACUACAUGCAUAUAAAACUAUAUAUAUAAAGAAAUCUAUAGAAUACGCUAAAUAAAAUCGAUUUCAAGAAACAUCAAUUGCAUUCUUAAUCAUCAACAAAAUUCUAAGCUAUUGGAAACCAUUGGUAGUGUAUUGAGAAUUGAGCAACGGCUGACAUCACCAGGUGCAUUUAAAUUAAGAGAAAGUAAGCAGAAGAAUUAAGCAUUCAUGAAAACUAGUUUCGCAGAAAAACUGCGUCUCACUAGAGAAUAUUAAAGCUAUAAAAUUCAUUCAUGUAUGUAUGUUAUACCUUAAGAAAACUUUUUAGCACAAUUGUAAAAGUUAAUUACUUUUUAACUAUAUUUUAGACUCCGCUGAAUCCUCCACCAGAUUUGUAGUAGUAGUAACCACUUCUAUCAUC